AUGCGGUCGACAACGAGAUCCGCCCUGCUGCUGCUGGCAGGCGCAGCAGCCCUGGAGCUCGUCCCUACGGUCCUCGCUCAUGGCAUGGACAUGGACAUGGGCGGCGAGAUGGACAUGAGCCAGGAGGAGCCCAAGCCGGACCCCGAGUCCUACGCUCCCAACUACUUUGCGCAUCCCGAGCAUAAGGCGGCGAUCUAUGCCCAUAUCGCCCUCAUGAUCAUCGGCUGGGUGUUUAUGCUGCCCGUUUCCGUCAUGUUCUCCCUUGCGCGCUCGCGAUACACGCUGCUGUCGCAAUUCGUCUUCCUCGCCACCAACGCCGUCGGUCUGCUCAUCGGCAUGAUCUACAACGGCAACACCCCCGACCUGUACCCCAACAACGCGCACCACAAGCUCGGCUGGGUCGUCACCUGGACCGUCUGCGCCCAGGCUCUGGUCAGCCUGCUGGGCCGGGUCUCGGGCGCCUUCAAUGCCUCGGCCGACAAGGCCAAGCACGCCGACGAGCGCCACCAGUUCAUCCCCGUCUCGACAAACGCCAUGGAGGAGCACGACAACCACCACCCCAGCCCGUACCGCUUCUCCAACGACAGCGGGCAGGGCACCGAGCCCCGGACCGAGUCGCUGCGGAGCGGCUCGCUCUCGUCGCACAGCCAGGAGUCCAUCCCCCUCCGCGACGUGAACAAGGAGUUCGAGGAGGACGACCUCGAGGCCGCGGACCUGCCGGCUCCCCUGCGCUCCGGCCGCGCGCACUCGGUCGCCGCAAAGAUCGCCGCCAAGAUCUCGUCGCGCGUCUGGAAGCCGCUGAUCCUGGCCUACAACAUCGUCGACCGGGUGAUCCUGCCUCUGGCUUUCAUCACGAUUUGCACCGGCAUCAUCACUUUCGGCCGUCUCUUUGAGGGCGGUGCGAUUUUCAGCGGCCUGGCGCAUUGGAUCAAGGGCGGCGUCUUCUUCUGGCUGGGUCUUUUCACACUCGGACGUUGGGCUGGUGCCUUUGGCGAACUGGGUUGGGCUUGGAACGUCCGCCCCCGGACUGCCCGGCAGAAGUGGAGACCCUCUGCCGAGUUCGUCGAGAGCUUCCUCAUCUUCUUCUACGGCUCGACCAACAUCUUCCUGGAGCACCUUGCCAACGCCGGCGGCGAGUGGAGCCCUCAGGACUUGGAGCACAUCUCCAUCACCGUCCUUUUCAUCGGCGGUGGUCUGAUGGGAAUGCUCGUCGAGUCCACCCGCAUCCGGAGCCUGCUCAACACGACCGUCGCCGAGGCGGUCAUCGACAGCCCCGAGCACGUCUACCGCGACGAGGAGCUGCACCUGCUCGAGCAGCCCGAGACGUACAAGUUCUCCAUCAACCCCAUCCCGGCGCUCGUCAUCCUGCUCACGGGCAUCAUGAUGUCGUCGCACACGCAGCCCAGCAUGAUCUCGACCAUGGUCCACAGGCAGUGGGGCAACCUGCUGUCGGCCGCCUCGUUCGCCCGCGGCUUCACCUACCUCGUCAUGUUCCUCAAGCCGCCCAAGUCGGUGCUGCCCUCGCGCCCGCCCACCGAGCUUCUCGCUGCCUUUGGUCUGAUCUCCGGGGGCGUCAUCUUCAUGGCCAGCGCCUCGGACACCGUCGAAGGCAUGAUCCACUACGACAUGGACGCCAUGUUCAUCUACACCGUCACCAUGGGUCUCGUCGGCCUGCUCAUGGCCUGGGAGGUGCUCUGCAUCGCCCUCAAGGGCUGGGCCGUGCGCAAGGAGGCUGGCAGACCUGCUGGCUCCUACCGCAUUGCGUGA
Molecule: messenger RNA, 1767 nt
Organism: Thyridium curvatum
Lineage: Eukaryota; Fungi; Ascomycota; Sordariomycetes; Thyridiales; Thyridiaceae
Exons: 6
Coding region: 1-1767 (588 amino acids)
Source: RefSeq, a predicted model, not a curated record